AACUCCUGUCACGAUGUACUCCUCCGAGGAGCUGUGGAACUCCACCGAGCAGGUCUGGAUCAACGGAUCCAGAACAAACUUCUCUCUAGGAAGACACGAGGACGAUGAGGAGGAGGAAGGAGACAAGCAUCCUUUCUUCACGGAUGCCUGGCUGGUCCCUCUGUUCUUCUCUCUCAUCAUGCUGGUCGGACUGGUGGGCAACUCUCUGGUCAUUUAUGUCAUUUCAAAACACAGACAGAUGAGGACGGCAACCAACUUCUACAUAGCAAACCUGGCUGCCACUGACAUCAUCUUCUUGGUGUGCUGCGUCCCCUUCACCGCCACCCUUUACCCCCUCCCUGGAUGGAUCUUUGGCAACUUCAUGUGCAAAUUUGUCGCCUUUCUGCAGCAGGUGACGGUGCAAGCCACCUGCAUCACCCUGACUGCUAUGAGUGGAGACCGCUGUUACGUGACAGUCUACCCCCUGAAAUCUCUUCGGCACCGAACCCCCAAAGUAGCCAUGAUUGUCAGCAUUUGCAUUUGGAUCGGUUCUUUCGUCCUCUCUACACCAAUUUUAAUGUACCAGCGUAUAGAGGAGGGCUACUGGUACGGCCCGAGGCAAUACUGCAUGGAGAGAUUUCCCUCUAAGACGCAUGAGAGGGCUUUCAUCCUGUACCAGUUCAUUGCUGCCUACCUGCUGCCUGUGCUCACUAUCUCUUUCUGCUACACUCUGAUGGUUAAGAGGGUUGGCCAGCCCACUGUAGAACCUGUAGACAAUAAUUAUCAGGUGAAUCUCCUGUCUGAGAGAACAAUCAGCAUCCGGAGCAAAGUUUCCAAGAUGGUGGUAGUGAUUGUGCUUCUCUUUGCCAUCUGCUGGGGGCCCAUCCAGAUCUUUGUCCUCUUCCAGUCUUUCUAUCCUAACUACCAGCCUAACUACGCCACAUACAAGAUCAAGACGUGGGCCAACUGCAUGUCCUACGCCAACUCCUCUGUCAACCCCAUAGUUUAUGGCUUCAUGGGAGCUAGUUUCCAAAAGUCUUUCAGGAAAACUUUUCCCUUCCUGUUCAAGCACAAGGUCAGAGACAGCAGCAUGGCUUCAAGGACUGCCAAUGCUGAGAUUAAGUUUGUUGCUGCGGAGGAAGGCAACAAUAAUAACGCGGUGAACUGAUCCCGAUCAUUUAACAUAAGAAGGAUAGGGACAGUUUUCUAAUGAGAAUCCUGAAAAAAAA
Molecule: messenger RNA, 1208 nt
Organism: Oreochromis niloticus (Nile tilapia)
Lineage: Eukaryota; Metazoa; Chordata; Actinopteri; Cichliformes; Cichlidae
Gene: kiss1ra
Product: KISS1 receptor a
Biological process (GO): G protein-coupled receptor signaling pathway
Cellular component (GO): plasma membrane
Molecular function (GO): G protein-coupled receptor activity
Source: RefSeq, marked provisional